Siniperca chuatsi (mandarin fish) is the source of this 4072-nucleotide messenger RNA. RefSeq names its product BTB (POZ) domain containing 17a (gene btbd17a). Gene Ontology annotation, molecular function: protein binding. Lineage: Eukaryota; Metazoa; Chordata; Actinopteri; Centrarchiformes; Sinipercidae. The coding region runs from base 1162 to 2610 and encodes 482 amino acids. The transcript is spliced from 3 exons. The record is from RefSeq and is a predicted model, not a curated record.
CAAAACUCCACUCAUCUCUGCUCCUUGUGUUGGGAGAGGAGGCAGAAAUCUCAGAGACAAAUAUGUCAAAACCUGGACACAUAAAACCAAAACCAUCAUGACUACUUACCACUAGAGGUAACUUAAAGGAAGGAAAGGUCAGAAGUUCAAACCACCAACACUGAGCAACUGGUCAGAAAUGUGGUUGGAAAUUUGAUAUUUGAGGUUUUUCAAACUUAUAGAAAGAUAAAGAAACACACAUUUUGUAUUAUCACAUUGGGGCCACUAUACUGUAUGAAUGACUGACCUGUUGGCUAACAUCCAGACACAGACAGAGCAUUUCGCAGAGUCGACUGGGACAGAGGAGCACGUGAUACACGCAAACAGGCCGGGGUCAACAACACUGACAUGACACCACGAAACAGAUCGUAAACAUACACAGCACAAAUAUCAGCUGUAGAGUCAUUCUUACUGACUUUAUUCUUGAACGGAGCUUGAGUUUUGGUUUUUAAUUAUACACAUAUUUUAAAAAGCAAUCAGGAUUUUAAUCAAAAUCAUUAAAAGACAAAUAUUGAUCGUAUAACUUACUCCCCCCUGAUGAAGCGUGCUGUAGCCCGAAGCUGUGAAUAAAUUGCUCGUGUUGCUGUGUCACGCACAUGGGCUGAAUCGGGUGAACACACUGACACACAUAACUGCAUGUGGAGUCUGGAACUACUGCCUAAAUUCUUAAUGCUGGUGGUUCAUUAUCAGGUUUCAGUGCUUGCAGAUGUCCCCGAUAAUAAAAGGAUCCAGAUAAAACCUGUGAUAAAGAUUAUUUUUGCACAGAUUAGUUCUCACCUACAGACAUGCAGUUAGGUCAAGUAACGGUGUUUUUACUCAGUUAAACCCUAAACAUCCCCGCAGUCUCCCAGUCCACAGCUGGCCUCCUCACCGAAUCAAUGUCAUGCAGCAAGCGUUAAUACCCAAGGAUAGGAAAGUCAAAAUCAAAGUGGUAGUCAUGGAAACAGCCCAGGCCUCUUUCCACCCACCAAUCGAUGAGGUUCUGUGUGUGUGGUGGGCCGGAUGUGGCGAGGAGAACCCCUGUCCCACAUUCAGACACAGACCCCCUCGUCCUCUGCAGCAGGGUAGACAGAAACAGAAAUCCAGACACAGUGAGGGCGGACAGAGGAAGACAGAGAAAAGAUGGUGAAACAAGUUGUUCAGAUCCAUGUUGGGAUGCUGUUUUUGGCUCUCUGUCUGCACUUGGGGGCAGCUGCUGCAGGCAUACUAAAAGUUGAAGGGGCCCAGGAUGGAGGUGGCAGCGGCGGGGACACCAUCAGCCACUCUAUGACCCUCGUGCAGCGUCUGGAGGCCCUGCUGGUUCAGGGGAACAGCAGUGACGUAUCGCUCAGGGUGGAGACGCCCACCGCAGAUGAGGUGAAGGUGAUCCAGGCUCACUCGCUGGUGCUCUCCCUCCAGAGCCCUGUGUUUGAGGAGAUGCUGCUGAGCCGCAACGGCAGCAUGCUGGUCCUGAAAGAGAGCUCCGACUGUGCUGCUGUGUUUGACAAGUUCAUCAGGUAUCUGUAUUGUGGGGAGAUUUCUCUGCGUUUGGACCAGGCCACACCUUUACACAAGCUGGCCACUAAGUACCAAGUGAUGGUUCUCCAGCAGGGCAUCACCCAGUACAUGACCCAGAAUCUGGCCCGGGACUCCUCCUCAGGCCACGUGGCGGGCUGGUACGAGUACGCCCUGCAGACCGGGGACGUGACUCUGAGGGACAGCUGUCUUCAGUUUAUGGCCUGGAACCUGUCGUCGGUGCUGCAGAGCGGAGAGUGGGUGACCAUCAGCAGCCAGCUGCUCAUGUCCCUGCUGCAGCGCUCGGACCUCAUCCUGCAGAGUGAGAUGGAGCUCUUUGCAGCGCUGGAGGCCUGGAUUAUUCAGAAUGAGCCGGACGGUCUGACAGCAGAGAACGCUUUGAGAGCUGUGCGUUAUGCCAUGAUGCCGCCACGGGAGCUCUUCCGCCUGCAGACCCAGUCAUCAGUCCUGGCUCGCUUUCAGGAGUCGGUGCGCGACCUGCUGUACAUGUCCUACCAGUUUCACUCUGCAUCACCACUGCACAUGGCCAAAUACUUUGACGUGAACUGCAGCCUCUUCAUGCCCAGGAAUUACCUGUCGCCAGUGUGGGGGUCGCCCUGGAUCAUCACCAACCCCACGCGAGACGACCGCAGCACCAGCUUCCAGACCCAGCUGGGGCCCAGCAGCCACGAUGCCAGCAAGCGGGUGACUUGGAACGCCCUGUUCUCGCCACGCUGGUUACCCCUCAGUAUGAGGCCGAUGUACACGGAGACAGGUGCCAUGCAGCCAACACGUGUGGAGGGAGGGCGCCCUCGCAUCAUCAUCACGCCGGCCACGUCCAGCGCAGAUUUUGCCGGGGUGAACUUCCAGAAAACAGUGCUUGUGAUGGCUCAGCAGCAGGGGAAGAUGGUGGUGAAGCACGUCUACAACUUCCACCAGAGCACGGAGGAAAAUGGUGAUUUCUUGGCCGAAGCCGACCUGUACCGGCGGACGUCUGACUACCUCAUCGAUAGCUCCCUCUUCCUCCAUAUUGUGGUGAAGCCGCUGUACCAAACCCUCAUAACCACCAAGAACUGACCCUCCACCCACCUCUCUGAGCCACCUUACCUCACCGCACGCAAUCCAACCCUGUGAAGCGACAUCUCACUCAUAUCACUUCAUGGGGACAUGGAUCUGAAUCCUCCUCGUUUGUGAUGUUUGGAUCAUUUGUCUUGUCUCAUACAACUGCUGUUUUCAUUGGGCAACUAACACACCAAAGCUUGACUUAUGACUGUCUGAGAGCAUUUUGCAAAUCAUGCUGAGUGUAAAAUCAUGAUGAAACAUGUCUCUUAAAGGAUAAGUCUGGUUCUAUUUUAGAUUUUUUUUACUGUCAAUAAAUCCCAUGAAAAGACCAAAACCAACAUUGAAUGUAUCCUACAAACAAGUAUUGUGUGUGUUUCCGAAAGCUAAUAUAAACCUCAUUCCUCUGAGCCACAGAGCUGCAUUGUUGUCCAGAAACUAUUAAAACACAUCAGUGAGCCACACUGUUGCGCUGGGUGACAUAUACUCAAAUACUCACAAGAGCACCACAUGUGUAUUGAUCCGCCACUGAAAAUAGUCCCCAACAAAUGCACUAUUUCCUCCUGUUUGAAUAAUGUUUGCUUAAAACUACAGUGACCAGCUGUUUUAGGAAAUGAGUGAGGCUUUUGUAAAAAUUAAACUGUAUAUUUGUGAGGUAUUUUUAAAAACGUACGUCUUCAGUGGGAACCAAUGGGCUUGGGGCUGAGAGCCACAGACAGGAAAGUCAGAAAAUACUGACAGACAGACUUACACAUUGUUGGUUUGGUCUUUUCAUGGGAUUUGUUGACAAUAAGAAAAAUAUAGAAUAUUGCCAGCCUUAUCCUUCAUGUAUGAGGUACUGUUCCAAACACAUUUCUUUGUAAUGUUUUUAAAUAUUGGUGCUAUUAUACCCCAUUUACAAUUAAGGGGUCACAGUUGUCAUUCAUCACCCACUGAGCACUGAUUUGGUGAUUUGUAGGUCAAACUACAUUUAGAAGUCUAGGUUAAAAUUGGACUAAAUUUGGUUGAAAAGUAAACAUUUUUCAGACGUCUAGGUUACAUAUAACCCUUGUUUCAACAGUAUUUUGACUAUAUGUCAACAUGUUGUUAGAACUUGCUCAAAAGUGAAAUAUAGUCAUUAAAUGUUGUUGAUGUAAAAAGAAAACUCACUUUUCAACCAAAUCUAGCCCAGUUUUAACUUAAAUAAGUCACUUUUGACCUGCAAAUCACUAAAUCAGUGCUUACUGGGCACCAAAUGUUCAUCCUGUUGAACUUCAGGUGCUCUGACAGGCAUAUUUUCACUUUUUACUUUUACUUUAGUCAUAUUAUAUUUACAAAACCACUCUUAUAAGCCCUCACACCACUGUAGAUGUCAGAGUACCUAGUCAUUAGUUCAUCAAUGUGAUUGAAAUUACCUAGAUUCACUGUUGCAUUAAUCAAUGUUACCUAAUAAAUUGUAAUCAAUGUUAAAUAAUAAAGAUUUUUACUAAAAAAGUGAAAA